This is a messenger RNA of Ornithodoros turicata, 2205 nucleotides long. Its product is annotated as cholinesterase 1-like. Gene Ontology annotation, molecular function: acetylcholinesterase activity. Gene Ontology annotation, cellular component: plasma membrane. Gene Ontology annotation, biological process: acetylcholine catabolic process; choline metabolic process. The transcript is spliced from 3 exons. NCBI's taxonomy places the organism in Eukaryota, Metazoa, Arthropoda, Arachnida, Ixodida, Argasidae. Bases 249 to 1994 code for a protein of 581 amino acids. The record is from RefSeq and is a predicted model, not a curated record.
UCACCGACGUUUCCGGCCCAGACAGUGGUGGCGAAAUGUCUACGUCGCUUUCCGAAUUCGUAGUCCGGAAGCAAGUGGCAAUGAAGAUGACAGUGCUGGAGUGACCUGCGAGGAACCAGUUUCGCCCAAGAGCGAAUAGCGGCGCCGUACACGCGAUGUUGGCAUAACCUUGACACCUGCCGGUCACCCCUGUGUUAACUGUCUAUUCACCAGCUGUUUACCCGAGACGCUCUUCUUCAACCUUACAGAUGGCCAACAUCCUGAACAUAGCCUACCGUAUCGUGGUGCUCUGCGUCCUUAUCCAUGAAGAGUGGAACUCCUUUGCAACCGACACUAGUGUUACUAUGGGAGAACGCGUAAUCCAUGAUGCCACACCCAUUGUCAAAACUAAGCUUGGAGCCGUCGCUGGGCAGCGCAUCGAACUCAUCGGACGCGGCGUCGACGUCUUCUGGGGAAUUCCAUAUGCGGAACCCCCUGUUGGAAACCUCAGGCUCAAGAAAUCUGUUCCUGUACGUCCGUGGAGCGUCACACUUCAAGCGACAAGACGACCGAACCAGUGUCGGCAGAAUCCGGAUGAGUGGCCUCCUGUCCCCGGAAAGUCGAGUAACUGCAGUGAAGAUUGUCUUUACUUAAAUAUCUGGACACCUGCAAAUAUUGUGCCAGGGGAAUUGCGGCCAGUUAUGGUCUGGAUUCAUGGUGGAGAUUUCAUACUGGGUUCAUCUUCAUGGGACUACUACGACGGCGCAAUGCUGUCUGCAUAUGGGGACGUGGUGAUAGUGUCUGUCAACUACCGGCUAGGAAGGCUGGGUUUCUUGAACGCUGGUUCAGAAGCUGCACCAGGUAACCAAGGUCUCUACGACCAAAAUUUAGCAUUGAAGUGGAUAAAGGAACAUGUUGAUUCCUUUGGUGGGAACGCAAGUUCAGUGACAGUGUUCGGACAAGAUGCGGGUGCUGCAUCCAUUGCAAUGCACAUAAUGUCGCCCCUCAGCUCAGGACUUUUCCAGCGAGCAAUAUUACAGAGUGGGAGUGCUUUUUGGAGGCUACGUGAAAGCUCGAUGUGGAAAGGCCACGUUCCUCUAGGAUCGAAAGCGGUGACGAAGCCAAUGAACUGCACGUCCAGCAGAGCCAAGAAAGAUUUCGAUGAGCUUCUGUCUGCCACAAAUGUAGACAGACGACGUCGCCGUAAGGAUGUUGAAGAUGUGUACCACAUUUAUGGCCCGACCUUCGACAACGAGUUUCUUCCUCUCAACCAGCACAUGGCAUUUAGCAUGGGCCUCUUCAAUGAGGUCGAAGUGCUGAUAGGAUCGAACAAAAAUGAAGGAGCUUUCGAAUUUCGCCGUCAGCUGCAAUGGAAGAACUUUAUUGACUCCGAGGAGUUUACUUCGCUUAACCUUCUGCACUACAUCAAGACUUUCUUUAACGAAUAUCGUUUUAAGAGACAGCUGGGUGCCGCAGCGACGGAAGGGAUCUACUAUUAUUUCGCGUCCAACCUGAAAGGAUCUGACAUUGUGCAUAACAGACAGUACGUGUUUGAUUUUGUAGGAGAUUACCUAUACGUGUGUCCAACUGUUUACUUUGCUGAUGCGCUGGCGGAUCAUAACACUUCCGUCUUCUACUACCGCUUCAAUCACGGCAGCGUUGGCCCCGAGCGUCCGCCAUGGGCUGCUGCCACUCAUUUCGAUGAAGUGCCCUACGUCUUCGGAAGGCCCAUUCGUCACCCGGAACACUACACCACGGAGGAAAAAGAGCUCAGCGUGUCCAUGAUGGAUACCUGGGUGUCGUUCGCAAAGGCAGGGAAACCAGCUUCGCCAUCGGGGCAACCGUGGCCACGCUAUUCCUCCGAACACGGAACGUUUCUUGACAUCACUGCAAAGGGCUACCUGGAACAGUCUGGACCCAGCGCUGAAAGCUGCAAUUUCUGGAGGACGUUUCACAGCUUUGACAUUUGGAAAAACACGGCACCCAUGUUUUCAACACCUGAUGGGCUAAUAUAGAACAACGCCCGCCACGUUUGUGAAAACUCACGAGCGAAGCGCAUUGAUGAUCUCUUCGAGACUGCUGGUAGUCUCCAUGAUGCAGUGGCGUCACUAAAAAAAAAGGGGGGGGGGGGUCCACAACGAGUGACGCGACGGAAGGAAAUGUCGCCUUGUCGCAUGUCAUGCCUUCGAGGUACGAUAACGGUAAAGCACCUAGUUUAUUUUCUUC